AUGGCAGUUUCCAUUGCUUCUUCUCAGCAGCACCACCUUCCCAAAACCAACCCUAAUGCUGAACAAAAACACCAAGAAGAAUAUCAGAAAACCUACCAAAAGUACUCAGAUUUGCUCCAAACUCUUCCCAGAGCCAAAGGCUGGAUGACUGAACAUCUUGUGCAGUACCAAGGCCACUGGCUAACCCCCUGCUUUGCCCUGAAAGGAGCCUUGUUAUUGAAAAACCACUUCAAGGCCAAGCCCUCCCACAUUUUCUUGGCCACCUUCCCAAAAUGUGGCACAACAUGGCUCAGAGCCCUCAUCUUUGCCACCAUGGACAGGUCCCUCUACAACUUAUCCACACAUCCUCUGCUCACCACUGGCCCUCAUGCUUGUUUCCCUUUCUUGGAUGCAUCCAUCUGUCAAAACCUUCCCAUCCAUACCAAUCUUGAGCUUCUUUCUUCGUCGUCUCGGCUCUUUUCGACCCACUUCCCUUUCGACCUAUUGCCGGAGUCUAUGACAGCAUUCGUCUAUACAAGGGAGCUAGCUCCAAUUUCCAUUGCUUCUUCUCAGCAGCACCACCUUCCCAAAACCAACCCUAAUGCUGAACAAAAACACCAAGAAGAAUAUCAGAAAACCUACCAAAAGUACUCAGAUUUGCUCCAAACUCUUCCCAGAGCCAAAGGCUGGAUGACUGAACAUCUUGUGCAGUCCCUCUACAACUUAUCCACACAUCCUCUGCUUACCACUGGCCCUCAUGCUUGUUUCCCUUUCUUGGAUGCAUCCAUCUGUCAAAACCUUCCCAUCCAUACCAAUCUUGAGCUUCUUUCUUCGUCGUCUCGGCUCUUUUCGACCCACUUCUCUUUCGACCUAUUGCCGGAGUCUAUGACAGCAUUCGAUUGCAAGUUUGUGUACGUUUGCCGCGACCCGAAAGAUGUGCUUGUUUCCAAGUGGCUCUUCAUGAACAAACUAAGGCCUAAAGAGCUGCCACCCCUUUCACUAGAAGAAGCUUUUGAGUUGUUCUGUGAAGGGGUUUCACACUAUGGACCCUAUUGGGAUCAUGUCUUGGGAUAUUGGAAAGUAAGUUUAGAAUCACCCAACAAGGUUUUGUUCCUCAAGUAUGAGGAUUUGAAGAGGGAGCCAUUGGCGAACCUUAGAAGAUUGGCUGAGUUGAUGGGCCAGCCUUUUACAGUGGAGGAAGAGCAAGAAGGGGUAGUGGAAGCCAUAGUUAGACUGUGUAGUUUUGAGAGUUUGAGCGGUUUGGAAGGGCUUGUUGUCGAUAACCGUGAGUUCUUUAGGAAAGGAGAGGUUGGAGACGGUCGAAGUUACUUGACCAGGGAGAUGAUGCAGCGGCUAGACCGGCUGACGGAGGAGAAGUUGGGUGGUUGGGGUCUGAGUUUUGGUGCAUGUGCAUCUCCGGCACCGUAG
Molecule: messenger RNA, 1407 nt
Organism: Diospyros lotus (date-plum)
Lineage: Eukaryota; Viridiplantae; Streptophyta; Magnoliopsida; Ericales; Ebenaceae
Product: cytosolic sulfotransferase 17-like
Biological process (GO): sulfation
Cellular component (GO): cytoplasm
Molecular function (GO): sulfotransferase activity
Source: RefSeq, a predicted model, not a curated record